GGAAGCUGCAGCACAGACAAACAAAUCCUGCACAUACACUCAUGUACGUCUCAUAUAGACGGAAUAGGGUCUGAUUCACUGGGAGCAUCGACACUGUGAUGGCAAAGAGAGCCAGGCGACAGAGGAACCAGCUGCCAAACUGUUAUUAUGAAGGAUUCCUGGAGAAGAAGUCGCUCAAAGAUGAGACACCCCGGAAACUGUGGACCUGCCUUUGUGGAAACUCGCUUUUUUUCUUCAAUGAUAAGAGAGACACUGAUUACAUAGAGAAAAUGGAUCUCUGUGGAUUUGUCUCGAUAACAGACGACCAAAGCAAAAACCAGAGCUCAGAUGCAGACAGACUGAACCUCCAGAUGAAGGAUGGAAAUAUAAAAUUAACUGUCCCAAAUGCAGAGUCCCGCGAGCUGUGGAAGGGCUACAUCCGCUCUGUGGCUGAGCUGCGUGUGCCCCCCUCCCUCAACCUGCUGCCGGGUCAGAUCCACAUGUUGAAUGAGGCAGUAGAACAAGAAAAACAAAAAUUACAAAACGUCUCGCCACCUGCGGACACCAACAGCAAGGACUACAUCUGCCCCCAAGGAGACAUGCCAGCUUGUUACCACAACGUUUCACGUCUGGAGGCAACGCUGCUGCUUGAGAAAGAAGCCAACAGAGGAAACAUGCUGCUGAGGCCCGGGAGUAAUGGAAACUCCUUCGCUAUCACCACCAGACAGGAUCUCAACGGCCCUGUUGUCAGACACUACCGUGUGACUCGCAGACACGAAGGGGGCUUCCUCAUCGACGUGGACAGUCCUGUCCCCUGUGCCACGCUGCACGAUGUGGUCACCUAUUUCGUAGGAAAAACCGAUGGGGUUCUGAUGCCACUCAUAACCGAGGGGCCGUAUGAGAAGAACAUCUCUUUUAUUUGGUCUGAUAAUGAAAAUGGAGAGAGGAGCGUUCAGCCGGCCCGGCCAAAUGGUCCCCCGCCAGAAUUACCUCAAAGACCAGGGGCUGUAAAUAUGCCACCUCCUGAGCCGGAGCCGGAGCCGGAGCCAGAGGCGGCCGACGAGCGCUUGUAUCUGAAUGACAGCUCGGAAGAAAAGGAGACAGGAAACCCUUCAGCUCUUCCAAAGCAACAAUUGGAGAAGAAACCUACAAAGAAAGCACCUCCCAUCCCCACCCCUCGCAAAAUUCCCCUUGCUACACUGCAGCCCUUGGCUGUAAACCAGAGUGUGAGAGUCAGUACAGGCCCUCAGAAACAGAUGCCUCUGGCGACGCUCUCAGAGCUGAAACUGAAGCUGGAACAAAAGGCAAAGUGUCAGGAGUGACCUCUCCCGGUGUGAACCUCUCAAAGCCAUCGCCAUCUGUGAGCAUCUAACGCAGCAGCUGACUCAGCACUAGAGCCCCCCCCUCCCUCCACCCAGCCAGCCUGAACCAACACAUGGGAGCGGAGACGAGCCGUUUCCACUCGGGACGCGGUCUUCCUCCGUGGCCUCCGGGCUCCUCUCCUCCUCGUCAGUCAGCUGUCAGCAGUGAACCCUCUCUGAAGAUUAACGCUGUAUCGAUUGGCCCGUCUUGGACGCCCAUUAGCAGAUGAAUCGACUUUAAAGAGGCCUGUACGUGUCACAUUACCUUCACCCAGUUCUCUUGUACAUUUUGCACAUCCGCCACUGAGAGUGGUAAUCGUUAUUGGACAGUAUCACUAUCAGUGUUUUUUUUUUUUUCUGUUUUGUGUAAUCAGCUGAAGGAUUUUAUAUUUUUUUAAACACAGCUGAAACGGCUAUAUUUCUUCUGCCUUACAGGCGUGUGAUGUUCAUAUACAUGUUUAGCACACUGUGAUUAUAUGAUGACGCAAACUCUAAAUGAAGGAAAACUAAUAUUACAGUUGGAGGUAAUUUUACCUCACAUGUGAAAAUACUGUAAAUAGAUUCAGUAAAACUCUUGCUUGUCACAUCAAUCAGAUGUGAUCGAGCGAUGCGUAGUAUGUGCCAUGCAGCAGUUUUAUGAAGUUGCUUUUCUACUCUCCGUUUUACACCUUUGUGUUGUUUUUAAUACAUGACUUUUGUCUCACUUUGCUUCAUUCCUGUUCGACACAAGACAAACCAAGAACAAAGUGCGCUCGCUCCUUUAUUACCUUACUGAUACAUUAUAGUGGAAAAAAUGAAACUAUUUACAAUAAACUGUGACGUUUCGUCAGCAAAUAAAGUGAACGCAAUUCUCA
Molecule: messenger RNA, 2194 nt
Organism: Mugil cephalus (flathead mullet)
Lineage: Eukaryota; Metazoa; Chordata; Actinopteri; Mugiliformes; Mugilidae
Product: signal-transducing adaptor protein 1-like
Exons: 13
Coding region: 99-1301 (400 amino acids)
Molecular function (GO): signaling adaptor activity
Source: RefSeq, a predicted model, not a curated record